This is a messenger RNA of Tricharina praecox, 912 nucleotides long. RefSeq lists its product as uncharacterized. The transcript is spliced from 3 exons. Lineage: Eukaryota; Fungi; Ascomycota; Pezizomycetes; Pezizales; Pyronemataceae. Bases 1 to 912 code for a protein of 303 amino acids. The record is from RefSeq and is a predicted model, not a curated record.
AUGAAGUUCACAACCAUAUCGUUCCUCCUCUCCGCUGCCGCCGGAGUAUGGGCAGAGCACCCGAUGAUGGCGGAGUCAGUCGUGGCCCCGCCGGUAAUGGUCCACUCCGUCGUGACCCCACCAGCAAUGGUCCACUCCGUCGUAACCGUCACCGCUCCGGCCGCACACGUCAUGACAACCGUCAUGGCAAUGGAGUCCGCCGAGGAAAACAUUAUGACCACCACGGCGGCGAUGGUUCACACCACAACCGCCGAGGCCGCCGUCGCAGCGGCGGCCACACACACCGUUGUAGUCGGCGGCACCGCAGGCCUGGUCUACGAUCCUUCCGAAGUCACCGCCGCCGUCGGCGACGUGGUGAAGUUCGUCAUGCUCAUGAAGAACCACACGGUAACGCAGAGCACAUUCGACACGCCGUGUGUGCGGAUGGUGGGCGGAGUCGACAGCGGGUUCAUCCCAAAUGCGGAGUCCGAUGCCGCAACUGCGCCCACGUUCGAGUAUGCCGUCGGCACGACGGAUGCGACCUGGUGGUACUGCCGACAACGCACCGGCACGCACUGCGGCAAGGGCAUGGUCUUCGCGAUCAACCCGACAGCCGAGAAGAGUUUCGUAGCGUUCAAAGACAAGGCGAUCGCGCAAAACGGCACCGAUGCCGCAGCGACCACUGCACCGCCCCCAGCGUCGGUGCCAGUAACGCUGACCGUCGACAACGGCAAUGCCCCACCGGCGUCCACCACCUCGGUCGCCCUCAUCGCCCAACCUACCGCCACCAUGAUCGCCCCCGGAUGGAAUAAUCAGCCGAACGCCGGCGCCUGCAGCUGCGCUUGCUUCUGUGGUGUUGGAGCGUUUCCCGCGGGCGACGGCGUGGGCGCCUAUGGCGGGUAUGCGGGGAGCUUGCCGGCGCCGUGGGGGUAG